Cynoglossus semilaevis (tongue sole) is the source of this 4565-nucleotide messenger RNA. It is a transcript of the gene aff2, whose product is annotated as AF4/FMR2 family, member 2. The transcript is spliced from 26 exons. Lineage: Eukaryota; Metazoa; Chordata; Actinopteri; Pleuronectiformes; Cynoglossidae. Gene Ontology annotation, cellular component: nuclear speck; nucleus. Gene Ontology annotation, biological process: regulation of RNA splicing. Bases 54 to 4565 code for a protein of 1503 amino acids. The record is from RefSeq and is a predicted model, not a curated record. Gene Ontology annotation, molecular function: G-quadruplex RNA binding.
CGGCAGCAGCAGCAGCAGCGGCGGCGGCGGCAGCAGCAGCAGUCGGAGCGGUCAUGGAUCUCUUUGAAUUGGACUUUUUCAGAGACUGGGAGCUGGAACAGCCAUGUCAUCUUGAGUCGGAGCGCAGCGUCUUGAAGAGGCGUGAGUGGGAGAGGAGGAAUCAGGAGGUCCAGCAGGAUGAAGAUCUGUUCUCCACUGGUUUCAACCUGUUCGGUGAACCCUACAAAACUAAUAAAGGUGAUGCCUUGGCCAGUCGUGUCCAGAACACACUGGGCUCCUAUGAAGAGAUGAAGGACCUGUUGACCAGCCACUCCAACCAGAGCCACUUGGUGGGAAUCCCCAAAAGCAGCAGUGCCAACAACAACCUUCAAACUCCGACCACGUCGACUUCAGAGAGGCCCACCGUGGACUCCCAGCUUUUCAGUGAAACCUUGAGAGAAGUAACAGGUGGAGGAGGCGGAGGAGGAGGGGGAGGAGGGGGAGCAGACACAAGUGGAGAUAAGCGUUUGGGAAAUGCGACUUCUUCAACCGCCACCUCCAUGCAACCUCCGGCUCUGACGGCCUUAUCGUCCAGCACAUCAGCAUCAGCGGCCUCACAUCACACGUCCAGGAAGACGGCGGGUUCCAUGGACUGGUCAAAGGCAGCGCACGGACAGACUUCCCAGGGAGCCAGCCUGGUCCUGGGUCUCGGCCAGAGCUCUCAGGGUCAGGCUGCUGCGGGGGCCAACGGUGGGAGAGGAAAGAUGUCCCUGCUGGAGGAGGAGCAGAUUCAGAGGCACGAAGAACUGUUCAGUUCACUGAAAGAUGAACUUGGUCUAAAAGGAGAUUCGAGCCCUUCUUCCUCUUCGUCGUCCUCCUCCUCCUCUUCUUCCUCUAGAAGACACUCCUCCCACACUUCUAAAACCCUUCCUCUACCAGAUGGCGCCCACUUCAAGUCUUCCAACAAUGCCGACAACGGCGGGCAUUUCAAAUCCUCGCCGUUCGAAAACGAUACGCGCUCUCACUUCUCGACAUCGUCGUCACCCUUGGCGUCAACGUCUGUCGUAACCACGCCCACUCCUGGUCUCACCACUCCCACAUCUGGACUCACCACUCCCACCUUCCCACCCGGUAGCCUGUCGGGGAAACCGGUGGCAGUGCAGCAGAAGCCGACGGCAUACGUUCGACCGAUGGACGGUCAGGACCAGGCGCCCAGUGACUCACCCCAGCUCAAACCCCCUCUAGUGGCCACGGAGGGCUUCAACACCAACCAGGCGUACGGAGGAAACCCUGGAAAUGUGAAGAGCAAACUGCCGAAACUGACUCUGAGUCACACGGGGGAGGUCAGUCUGCCAAAUGACUCCAGCUGCGUGGAAGAGAUUUUGCGGGAGAUGACUCAUUCCUGGCCUCCUCCUCUCACAGCCAUACACACUCCCGGUAAAGCUGAUCAAACCAAGUUUCCCAUCCCCAACAAGGAAUCACAGCAUGUGACCUCGGGCUACAGCAGCCAGAAGCGAUGUAGUGUUUCGGCUAACAAGCCUGCUGCUAAACCACCAGCUGCACCACAGAAGUCCAUGUUGGAGGAUGACCUGAAGAUCAGCAGUGACGAGGAAGAGGCCGAACAACAGGUGUCAGACAAGAGUAAAACCAGAGGCCCUGCCCUCAGUGCUGCGUCUGGAAGCAGUAGCGAAUCAGAGAGCAGCUCCGAGUCGGACACGGACGAAUCAGAGAGCAGUUCCAGCGACAGCGAGUACAACCGGGCGUCCCGCACAAACACACCUGAGCCCGAGCCUCAGUCCACAAACAAGUGGCAGCUGGACAGCUGGUUGAACAAGGUCCAGGCCCAGACCAAACCUCUGGUUUCCACUCAGCCAGAACCCCAUGGCGCAGGCUCCGUCAACCCGGCUCCAGAGACUUUUUCUCCAGGGAAUGAAGCAGCUGGAGUGGCUACGGCUGCCAAGUCCAAGCCCUGUGUGCCGGGCAGCGCCCCAGCUGCAGCUGUGUCGACGGUGGAACACAAGGACACGCGGGGAGCCUUCUGCUUGGGUAGAGAGAAGGCCAAGGCCAAGAUCAGCCAGAAGGCCCCCGGGGAGGGACAGAGGUCCAAGAUAAGGCUGUCGCCGGCUCUGCUGUCAGGACCGGAGGUCGCAGCUCCGAGGAGGAACACCACGGGGAAAAAACAGCCCAGACGGACAGAGAGGUCAAACAGUGUGGAGGAAAAUCAGAGCCAGACGUGUAAUAGAAGCGUCCAGCACAGCAGCCCUGCUGUGAGGGACAAGGAUCUGCUGCCUUCCCCUUCCCUGGAGCACCAGAACCCCCCGAGACCCAGAACCAAACCCCCCAGUGGGAAACCAGCUCCGAGGAAAGAGCCUCGCAGCACUGCCAACUCCAGCACCAACACGGUCGCCCCACCAGCAGCACUUCAGCAAACCACCGUACCAGUACCAGCUGUCAGUAUAAACCAGCAGGAUAAAAGAAAACACAGAGGUCCGAACACCAGACUCACACCCAAGUCCCGGGAAUUCAUCGAGACGGACUCCUCGUCGUCGUCCUCCUCCGAGUGUCAGUCGGAGUCGGAGGAGGCCAUUAAAAUCUCCGCUCUGCCACAGACGACACGUGCGGCCAUCAACACACAGACUCUGUCCGGCGCCCACAUGCACAUGCCUCUCCUCACAUGUCUGGGCUCUGCUGGAACUCUAGGAAGUCUGGGGACGUUUGGCGGGAAAGGACUGCGGGUCAAAGAUGGCGCUAAUGCGCCCCCUAAUGGUAGCAGCAGCACUAACAGUGAGAUCAACGGUGGGACCAACGGCGGCAGUAGUGGCUGUAACUCCCGGAGCAUUAGCAACAUCAGCGGCUCCUUUGGCGUGUCUGUCCCCGAUCCCGGAGGGUCAGGGGGACAGUGUAAGGACCUGGAGCCCAUGUCUCCGCCUCCCACCUUGGUGCACGAGGUCCCGCUGUCCCCCCUGAGGGAGUAUGAGGAGAGACAGAAUCUGUGGGUGAAAAUUGACCUCAGUUUGCUGAGCAGAGUUCCUGCCACGGGUUUGGACGAGAGGCCGAGGGCGGCCCUCACAGACGGGGAGGGGAGUGAAGGGAGAGACAGGGAGAGGCAGGGGGUGAGGACAGGUGCUGCUGAGAGAGACAGGCAGCAGAAGCCGGAGGACAGAGAGUGGCUCGGUCUCAGAGAGAGACACAGGUUCACCAAGGCUGAGAGACAGGAUGAAGAAAAUGAGCAACUGCUGCCAGACGGUGACAGACAGGGAGACAAAGACAGGACGGCAGAGAGAGACAGGCAGACGGAGAGAGAAGACAGAGACAGAUUAGGUCCCGGGGAGAGGGACGGCAAGAUGAUGAUGGUACGGGACAGAGACAAGGUGUGUCUGGGACCAGGUCUCCUGGAAAACCCCCCUGUCCAGGAGCAGAGUCUUCCCAGGUUGGCUGGGAGGACGGAGAGAGGGGAGACAGAGAGUAAACACAGGAGACAAGCAGCAGGGAGUGUGAUGGUGUCCACGGACAAACGCACCAGCAAGAACAAGAGGAAACACAAGUCGGAGCACAGUGAGUCACCGGUCAACGGGAGUAAGAAGCUGCGACUGGACAAAGACUGUCAGCUCCUCCCACCAUGCAUCUCUCCAAUCCACAACCACAAGAACAACGCUGCAGACUCUCUGAACAGGAAGCGGCGACGCAACGAGAAGCUCCUACCUCCCCUGCUGUCCCCCCUGUCUGAUGAGCCGCCCCGCAAACGAACCUGUGACAACGGUACCUCUCUGAACCAGGAGGGCGGCGACACAGGGACCCUGCCCUGCUCUGCCUCAUCUGCCUCGUCCUCCUCCAGCCACAGGCACAGGAGAGGUGAAGCCAAGGUGUCGUCACAUGUCACAAGAAAUGGCAGCGAAAUGGAUCAUCCGUGUGAGAAGGCCUGUGGAGAUGGUUUCCAUGCCAACGGACAGUCAGACUCCGACGUUUGGUCAGAACCGCUGAUGGAUCCGGCAGAACCUCGCAGGCCCCGGCUGACGUUCUGUGACACGGUCCACAGUGCAGAUUACUACAUGCAGGAGGCCAAGAGGCUGAAGCACAAGGCCGACGCUUUGAUGGACAAAUUUGGUAAAGCGGUGAACUACGCCGACGGAGCGCUCUCCUUCAUAGAGUGUGGAAACGCAAUGGAGCGAGAUCCGCUGGAGGCCAAAUCACCCUACACCAUGUACUCUGAGACCGUGGAACUAAUAAGGUACGCCAUGAGGCUGAAGAACUUCAGCAGCCAUUCGGCCUCCGUCACCGAGAAGAAGCUCGCCGUGCUGUGUAACCGCUGUCUGUCUCUGCUGUAUCUGAGGAUGUUCCAUUUGAAAAAAGACCAUGCUGUCAAGUACUCGCGGUCUCUCAUGGAGUACUUUAAGAAUUCUGCCAAAAGUUCCCACCAAGCACCUUCUCCCUGGAGGACCAACGGAAAGGUGAACGGCACUCCGUCUCCGCUCUCACUCUGCCCUUCUCCGGCAAGCAGUGGAGGAGGAGGGGGGUCGGGGGGGGCGGCGGGCUCACUGGGCAGUGCAGCUAUACCACAGCGGACCCACCACAUGGCUGCGCAGUAA